AUGCGAGAAAGGCAUGCAGAUUAUCUACCUAUCUAUCUAUCUAUCUAUCUAUCUAUCUAUCUAUCUAUAUACAUACAUACAUACAUUCGCGAUAUAUUUCGAUCAAACCUCAUCUAUCUAUCUAUCUAUCUAUCUAUCUAUCUAUCUAUCUAUCAUCGGUGCGUGUAUGUGUACAUGUUUACUAAUAUCUCUCUCUCUCUCUCUCUCUCUCUCUCUCCCUUAAGAGAAUCUAUCUAUCUAUCUAUCUAUCUAUCUAUCUAUCUAUCUAUCUAUCUAUCUAUCUAUCUAUCCACCACUGUAAAAUCCAUUCAAGUGUAUACGGAAAAUUAUUGGUCUCAAACCGUAUUUCCUUCUCUUUCCUUUCCUUCAUUUUUCUCGCUAUUUUUAUCACUUUCCUCUAUUCUGAUUGGACGAUCAUUUUCUACUCCAUACGUGAUAAGUGGGCCAACAUGUCUUCUGUCUUCACUUCCUCUUCGAAAUAUGUUUAAACAGAUAUAUAUUGUUUUUCUUUCCUUCCCGGUUUUGAUUACAUAUAUUUCGUCUUUCCCUCUCUCCAUUGACUUAUUUCUUUCUAAUAGAUAUCUUUUUUUUCUCUCUCCCUUCCGCCAAUUUGAAACCUACUUUAUGCUUAAAUUAUUCUUUUUCUGUCUGGCAAUAAAUUUAUCCAAUUAUUUGUAUCUUAAUGCGCAGUCUGAUGAAUUGGAACCGUGA
Molecule: messenger RNA, 711 nt
Organism: Acanthosepion pharaonis
Lineage: Eukaryota; Metazoa; Mollusca; Cephalopoda; Sepiida; Sepiidae
Source: the annotation of a GenBank genome assembly